GAUUCAUCAGCUGCCUACGAUGGGCUUUGACAACCUGAACUCUUUGGAAACCCUUAACCUUCAGAACAACAAGCUGCAGCACAUUCCAGAGGAAAUUGUAGAGCCUAUUUUGGAUACUCUUCGGGUUGUCGAUAUAAUGGAUAACCCGUUGAUUUGCGACUGCGAGCUGGCGUGGUACGAGGCCUGGCUCGCCGGUCUUAGGGACCGCGACGACGAAAUGAUGCAGAAGAAGCGAACCGUCUGCACCAUGCUCAACGAACACAGAGAGUACAGCGUCGCCAAGAUGCCUCUAGAAAAGAUGAGCUGCAAGAGGAAACCCGCCUACGGACGACCCUCCUCUGCAACAACCAACACAUGCCACGCCAUCAGCAUCGCAGCCAACGCACUUCUCGUUGCCCUUAACCGAAGACUCUAGAAUAACCAUUAAUUUAACCCUUCUUUAGUCCUAUUUCAGUUACGCGAAGACCAACAUUCGGGCUAGCUGUGGCCGGAUAGCCCGAACAGAAAGCCUUCGCCACGUAAUUUCUGUUCAAACUUUGUAACGUAAUGAAUUUGUGCAAUAAAUACGAUACAUAUCAAUUUUGGGCUGAUAAAACAAAAUAGUUGUAUAUUGGAGCGGUAGCUUGAUAAGGAGUGGUCUAAAGUCGAGUAAAUUAGUGUGAUACGGUAUUUUUACAUAUUAGAAGACCUCUUACGGUAUGCCUUACCUUAGAGUAAUGUACCAAGAAGUAGGUGGACACGUUGAUUACACCAAUCGUUGAUAAGUAUCACUGGGGAAGUGUCUAAAUUUUGUAAUAUAGAGCUUCGAGAAGCUAAAUUAAAUAACAGGAAAAUAAAUUCGUGUUAUCACGAAUAAUUGGUCUUUUUUUAGCACAAACUUUUAGUUUGAAAUUUACAACGCCCUUGAUAUUGAAAUUUUAAUAUUUUUUAUCAUUUACCCCCGCCUUUACGAUUGUAAUAUAGUAAGCUUUUAUGCAUUUACGAUGUUGACUAUUAUAAUAUUAUAUCUAUAAUUCUAAGCAUAAACGAGUAUGAGGUGUUUUAAGCUAUAUUUAUGUACAAUUUACAUCUAUCUCCAUCGUGUUAACACUGUUGUUAAGAUUUUACUCUUCGUUAUAAUUUGUUAUAUACCUUCGUUUAUUUUAAGAUCUUGACGGUUUCAUUUACUGACUCUACAGUGCUUCCGUAUGCUCUACUCUAUUUUAUUUUUUACAGACUUCCACUUGAAGAGUAAUAGGGAAAAAUUGAGUAGCAGAAUAAGUUUAGCGCCAUUUUCUAAAUUGCUUCACAAAAGUCGAUAUGCGUUAUUCUAAAUUAAAUAGAAACUGCGAUGAUGUUCGAUUCGAUGUAGACUAGGUGUAGGUAGUUAAGUGUUAGGUAAUUUUGUCGGAUUAAAUAUGUUGAUACGUUGUCACUAGUAAAUUUCUUGAUAUACUCUAAGAGGUAAUUUUGUGAGCCUCCUUGGUUCAGAUUUGUUUAAACAAAGCGUUUAUUCGUAAAGCUUUCAUGAGCUAUGUUAUUUUUGCUUUACUAAUUUUCUUUGAUAGGUAAUGUUUCGCAGUAAUUAAAUUGCUGUUAAAAUUUAUCGAUAUUAGGUAGUCGAGUAAUAAAUGUGACUUUAGACAUCGUUUGCUAGCCUGAUCAUUUUGCAAGUUUAAUUAUAAUCUAUUUCAACGUCGCCAAAAUAAUAGGUACUCAAUCAAAUUUGACGCGACAUAAUAUUCAACAACAAAAUAAUUGAUAGAAUACAAAGCUAUCAUUUGAUGCAUUAGGCAAGAACGUGUGAAAGUGAUAAAAUGUAACCAAAAACAUAUCCCUUAGCCUUUAUGUGUAAGAUGAUAAUAUUUAUGAAUGUGCUAAAGAGAGAGAUAAUGGUAACCAACAUUGAAUUUUGGGGUAAAAUAAUCGAUAAUACUCAGGUAUUUUCGAUUAGAAUUGAAGGAAUUUGGAAGACCAAUUAUAAUACUUUUUCUUUGUCCUCUUCCUUCUCUAGGGUCAUCAAAGUGUGAAUGAGAAAUUUGAAUGUAUUUGAAGUAUGAAAAAAUGCUGUCGAAUGUGUGUAGGACGCGAGAUCGAAUACUUUGUAUUCAAUUUACACAUGUUUACACAUUUUUUAUACACUUCCAUUUUUUCAUGUUAUCUUGAUAUUUUCACUUAUCAGUACACAAUUUACACGUUUCAGUAGAAUAUUGCACAAUUAUACACGUAUAAUUAAUAUAUUACGCACAUAUAUAAUUAUAAUCAUAAUAUUAAGAAGCAGAGUCGAAGUAACCUGAUAAUUAAGGAAAUCUCAUUAUAUACCGUCUUAACAAAAAUUGUAGUGGAAAUAUUUUAUUCUAUAUCAUAUUUUGGUGUUAAAUGUCGUGUUACAUAUUUAAUAUGUGGAAUAUAUUUACUGCUUCGUGUCUAUUUAGAUAUAAUCUGACGCAAGUUAAAAUUAAGACUGUCGCAUAGUUAGAAGAAUUGGAUAAACGUGUGUAUCUUUUACAUCAUUAUACAAGUUUCAUAACAUAUUGUAAUGUAAUAUUAUACAUUUAUAUUCCAUUUUCGACAUGGAAAUAAAAUGGGAACCAGCAUGAAACAUAUCGGGUAGGUGGGGAGCUUACGAUGAAGUUCCCACUGGCCAAUAUCUGCAUAUCAAUAUAGUAAUAAGUCAUUUUAACCUUUACCUAUAUAUCUAUAAUUGUUGUGUGUUGUAUAAUAUAUUAUUCACUGUUGUACUACUCAUUGUUGUAGCAUGAAUGAUAUUGGCUUAAAACUGUUGUAGUAUUCACUCUUGCUAUAAGUAUAUCUCGUUAUUUAUUUUGUGUUUGUGACGUUAUUAUUUGUAAUUAUUAAUGUGGUCUUCUUUGAUCUUUCAAUCAAGAUUAUGAGAAUAUGUAAUAAGUAGAUUUUAUUACUAAUGUUACGUUUUACCUAUUCAUCACAAUAAUUAAUCGAAAUUGUUAAAAAUCAGACGUUUUGAAUGGUCGUUUCGUGGUUUUUAAAGAUCUAAGUAUAUACUCAUAGAUGGGUAUGAUUGUAUUAGAAAAAUGAGAGUUUGAUGAUGGAGAUUGUAUUUAUAUGAUGCUCAUAAUACGUUUAAGAUCCUGAAUUAGACAAUUGUAGAAUCAUGAGUAUUUUAAAUCGAAUGGUAACGACAACGGCAGACCAAAGUGAAAAUUUACAGUCAGUAAUUUAGACAGUUCAU
Molecule: messenger RNA, 3190 nt
Organism: Ostrinia furnacalis (Asian corn borer)
Lineage: Eukaryota; Metazoa; Arthropoda; Insecta; Lepidoptera; Crambidae
Product: leucine-rich repeat LGI family member 3
Exons: 2
Coding region: 20-415 (131 amino acids)
Molecular function (GO): protein binding
Source: RefSeq, a predicted model, not a curated record